Messenger RNA from Bradysia coprophila, 2008 nucleotides. RefSeq lists its product as uncharacterized. The record is from RefSeq and is a predicted model, not a curated record. NCBI's taxonomy places the organism in Eukaryota, Metazoa, Arthropoda, Insecta, Diptera, Sciaridae.
GAUUAAGUUGACAUAAAAUUCAUGAGCCAUCUGUCACGUCUGAUGUAAACGCUCAUUUUUUCCGGCAGUUUGCAUGGGCUCACGAACCGUUGCGUACUAUCAUACAUAACAUAACAUAAUUAAUUUAAACUAAGAAUGACGAUGUAUCUUCAGAUUGAGAAAGACUUCAAAGAAAUUUUUGUCAACAUCUUGUCACGCUGCGAACAAAUUUUGUUUGCUGAUGGAAAAGAUCCUUUCGAGUUCCUAGAUCCUAUCUUAUCCGAUACGCAGUGUCACAUCCAUGCACUGUUUAUCAUCAGCAAAUUGACUCAGCUGGGCAACAAUAGUCAGACUUGUGAUUUUAAAAAUCUAAAAACAUUGCCAAGCACCGAACGGACUCUAUUAUCUUAUGUCGUCCUACUCAGCAUAUUAAAAUAUGAAGAGAUUGAUGAAGUCGGUUUCGUGAGAGUCAAUCGGCUGAUCGACUAUUUUGGUAUUCUGACUGGUCGAACGAAUGCAGAAAAAUUAUUUAUCGCCGGAUUGAAAGAAACCUUUAAUUCACAUUCCACGCAAAACUUAAAAGAUUUGACAAGUGGAAAGUUGAAACAAGUGUUAGAGGAGUGCGAUGCAAGUUUGCGGAUUAAAAAAUUUCGACUUCAACUUCAACCGUGCUACGCUAGUCUUUACACAGUGUUAAAGUACAUGGGAGACAAUAACUUGCCAAUUAUUAUACCAUUGGUACGAUUCAAAACGGGACAACUUGAUGACAAACUGAGCAUAGAAAGCAAAACCCUUUUAUACUUUGAGUUUCAAAAAAGUAAAAACUCAUUUGUCUACAAGAACGAGAAGAAUUUGACUGAAGAAGAUAGGACCAGGCCAACGAUUGUCAUCACCUGUUACAGCGUCAUUACCAAUAACUAUCCGGAAUAUUUCGAGGAGUUCAUGGACGGUUCACAAUUGCCUUCAGACAAGUUUUUAACGGAAGACGUCGAUGUUAGAGAACUAUUACUAGUGACUGCGGCUGGCCAUGCACAGUUAGCCGGAAACAACAAUGAAAAUCGUACGGACGAUUACGUAAAGGAACUCUACAAAAAAAAUUCGAAUCUAUCCAUGGUCCCCAGUUGCACAGCAUUUGCAGGAAACUUUGAUUUGAUUGAGGAUAACAUUUACGGCUGCUAUGAGCGUCAUUACAACAUGGCGCAGAAGUACGGUAUUGUCGAUGCACGCUAUUCGUACAGGUUGAAAUGUGCCGAUGAGCAAGGUAUGAUCGAAAGCUUUGCAUUCGUGAUUCGGAGGAACGAGAAUACCCUCUUCAACGUGGAUCAUGUAGCUGUGUCAACAUUUAAUCGGGAAUUCAAACGUAUGAAUACGUAUGUGGUUGGUGCAGCGGUUCCUUUAAAAGAACCGGAAAAUUUCUGUAAGGCAAAGGCUCAAGAGUAUGUAACAUCGAAAUUGUCGGAAAUUGCGUAAAACUAAUUGAUAAGAAAAUAUUUUUUAUGUUUAAAACUAAGGAUAGGUACGGGCACAACGUCUCCAAUUUUUGUUCUUUUGUAUCGGCAAAGGCUCGUUGGGCCUUUGAUAUCGGUUAAUUAGAAUCGUAUGCACGAACGAGAAAAUAAUUCAAAACUGACAAGAUCUAAAAUUGCUUGAAGAUUAAUUAUUAAAUUAUUAAUUGUAAAGUGUCGCAUGUAAAAAAAACAAAAUUCCGGUAUCGAACUCAUUUAAUCAGAAUUUUAUGUAUAGACCGUUAUAGACGUAAGCUUUUCAUAUUAUUUGAUGCCUUUCGCAAUUCUUUUUAAAUGUAUUCGUGUAAGCCUCUGUGGCAUAAUGUAUUCUACCUCUAUGGUAAGCAAUGAAAGUGCUGAAAAUUUUACGAAAAUUGAUCAUGUAAACAAAAAACAAUAAUCUCGCCCUUGUAUGCUCAAUAUCGGUGUAAUGCGAGUUACAGGAAAAAGGCCUAACAUAAACUGGGAAUAAAAUUUUGACGGAAAUUUGUAAAUAGUUAACAAUUCAAUAAAUGUCAUUCCUU